AUGAUCCAGCUCAACAUGACGACGCCGUCCGAAGGGGCGAAGAUGCACGCCAUCUGUAUGUUGCUAAUUUGCGAUGCCGGCCCCCUCGAGACGAACGUGCAGCCCAACCCCCAAACUGCCAUGGAGCUCCCGCGAAUCCUCAAGGAGGCUGUGAAGCAGAUCCGCAAGGUGAAUCCACCCCCGAGUACGCCCCCUGUCGUGAACGACUUCCCUGCAAACCCUGAUGCCCUCAAGACGCUUGCGCAGCCUUUAUGGGAUCGCGCUUACCCCGUCGAGGGCCCAGCGGCCUGCCCCAUGGACGAGUUGAAAAUCGGGAUCCUCCGCCGGCAACUGUCGCUUCGAACCGGCCGCGCCGUCUUUUCGAGCGGCGGCCGAGGCCGCGGCGCCAAUAUGCGGAGUCGCGGCAUGCCGCCCCAGUUCCAGACCAUGAUGUUCCAGGCGAUGCAGCAGUUCCAGACCCAGCAGAUCCAGAACCAAGGUGGCACCCCCAACCUCGUCAUGCUGGGGCCGCAUGGCCAGGGCAACCCUGCCGGCCGCCACGCCGUCGCGCAGCCAGGCCAGCUGGAGCUGCAUGCUGCAGCGGGCCCGCUGGCGCCGCCCGCGAGCCAGGAUUUGCUGGCGCUUCCGGCACCGCCGCUGCAGCAUGCGGCCGCGCCUGCAGCGGCGGCCCCGCCUGCCGCCGCGGCCCCGCUCGCCGCCGCGGCCCCGCCUGCUGCUUGGGCCCCAGGCGCCGCUGCCUCCAGCGAGGACAGCCUGCCCGCGGAGUCGGUCGACUCCUCGCCCUGUCAGCUCGAGGCGCAGGCAGCCGCUUUGAAGGAGCUGCUGAAGGAUGCCUCCAAGAAGCGGGCCGCUGACGCGGCGGAGGAGGCUGCCGCGGCAGAGGAGGGGGCCCCAGCAGCUGGCAAGGGCAAGGGCAAGGGCAGAGGCAUGGGCAAAGGCAGGGGCAGAGGCAUGGGCAAGGGCAGGGGCAGAGGGAAGGCCAAGGCGAAGCCAAAGGCCAAGACUGCGCUGCCCGCCAAGCCCGCGCUGGACACCCCCCCGCCCAAAGGCAAGAAGGCCGCGACCACGUCGGAGAAAAAGGCCAAGUCGGACACCCUGCCCAAGCCCAAGAAGGCCAGGGCCGCGGAGGGCCUGACCGGCAAGGCUGCCAUGGUGUACCCAGGCCACACUAAGGCGUGGGAGGCCCCGAGGACGAUCAAUAACUGUCGGGUUUAUACCGACAUGAACUAUGGUGGAUGGCGCGUCGUGCCCAUCGGGAAGCGCUCGGAUCGCAGCUUCAAGUGGACCGUCAGGGGUGAGGAUGUCUCCAAGGAGAAGUGGUUCGCCCUUCUUAAGUUUUGUGCAGCUGCAGCAUAA
This is a messenger RNA of Prorocentrum cordatum, 1356 nucleotides long. The record is from the annotation of a GenBank genome assembly. Lineage: Eukaryota; Dinophyceae; Prorocentrales; Prorocentraceae.